Messenger RNA from Daphnia pulicaria, 1431 nucleotides. RefSeq names its product deoxynucleoside kinase-like. Gene Ontology annotation, molecular function: ATP binding; deoxynucleoside kinase activity. The transcript has 7 exons. The record is from RefSeq and is a predicted model, not a curated record. Gene Ontology annotation, biological process: nucleobase-containing compound metabolic process. NCBI's taxonomy places the organism in Eukaryota, Metazoa, Arthropoda, Branchiopoda, Diplostraca, Daphniidae. Gene Ontology annotation, cellular component: cytoplasm; mitochondrion. The coding region runs from base 514 to 1188 and encodes 224 amino acids.
CCCUUCCUUCUGGUAGCCUAUUGAGCUGAGUUGUUUUUCGCCUUCGACUCAUGCGUUUCAAAAUUAAAUCCAGGCUCUAUUUUUCCCUCUGGAUUGGGCAUAAUUUGAUUCCGGCGGCCGGUUCCGACUUCCGAUCCGGAUUCCGGAAAAUCCAAGGCAUUUUUUCAGAGUAUUUCACUAUUUGCUCCACUGUUAAUAGUUUGGCAUUACGUUUUCAAAAAAUCAACAAGAACGUUUUUACUUUUUACAAUCCGAAAUCCCAAUAUUUUCUUGAAAUAUUUUACAUUACUUCGUUAUUACUUACUAAAUGUGUAUGAAAUUUUAAGUUUGUACAAGAGAAAUCACGAUUCCAUCCACACAGCAUCUGAAUUUGUUCAUUCAAGUUAAAAAUUCAAGCUAGUAACCUGCUGCUUUACUUGUAUUAUUAGCUGUUAUUAUAACCCUUAACUGAAAAUUUCUUUCAAAGUGGAGGUUGUUAGGGUUUCCAAAUAUUGGAACUUACUCAAUAUAAUAAUGGCUUCAUGCUCUAGAAAAAUCAAGAGGCCAUUUGUUGUAUCAGUUGAAGGUAAUAUCGGAAGUGGAAAAUCAUCAUUUUUAACACAUUUCCAGUCAUAUCCUGGAGUCAAAAUUUAUUCAGAACCCGUUGAGGAUUGGUGUGAUGUUGGUGGCCAUAAUUUGCUAGCUCUCUUAUAUUCAAAUCCAGAAAAAUGGAGUUUUGCAUUCCAAUCUACUGUACAACUGUCACGUUUGAACAUUAUUUUGCAACCCACAAAUGCAAACAUAAAAAUGAUUGAGAGGUCACUUCAAAACAACAGAUUUUGCUUCCUUGAAAUAGGGAAGCAAAUGGGAGCUUUGUCUCAACCUGAAUAUGCUGUCUUGACAAAAUGGUAUGAGUGGCUAGAAAAGAAAGCAGACAUAGGUUUAGACCUCAUUGUUUAUCUGAGAACGAGCCCGGAAGUUGCGCAUCAAAGGAUGAAAAAUCGCAAACGUCCGGAAGAAAAUGAGGUUCCACUUUCUUACAUUACGUUGGUUCAUGAUUGCUACGAAUCUUGGUUGGUUGGCGACGGACAAACUACACCCAAUUGUCCAGCACCUGUGUUAAUUUUGGAUGCCAACCGUUCCCUAGAAGAGGUGUUUAAAGUUUAUGAAGAGAACCGAGAUAAAAUUCUUGGACGCCAUAAACCGUAGUUUUCAGCAUUUCCGACGGCUAUAUUAUCAGAUAUGCACAACGAAGUUUUUCUUCGAUUUUUUAAAUAGGGUAGUGUUGCUUUAUUCAUGAGAUUGAAUUGUUCUGUGUAACAAGUACAAUCUUCAUUCCCUGAGGGGCGUGAGGUUAUUUAAUGAGAACACAGAAACUGCAUUAUUGCUGCAACGCAUCGGGGCCUUUGUUUCUCUUAUCCAAAUAUGGGAAAAUAUAAACAGAUGCAAUGA